AGGAGCAGCAGCAGCCGAGCAGCUCAUCGUCUGGGCGAGUCGAAGGGGCUGUUGGGAACUCAAACACAAAGCAGAUGAGAGGAGCGAUGUCGGCGGAUAGCACGGGCAGAGAGAGAGGGAGGGGGUGAAUUCAGAUCGUAGAUGUAGAUGUUAUAUAUUUUGGAGCUAGAAUUUUCAGCACGGGGCUUACUUCAGCCACGCUGGCACUCCAAAAAAGGCAGCUCUUCGCUGCUUCCCUUCCCCUGAGCACGAAAACGGGAAUGACAGAGUGCUCUUCAUCUGGCUGACAGCCACGCUCGCGGCGUUUUUGUCCUCGAGCUUUUUUUUCGAGCGGUGAGCGUUGGUGCUGCUGCUGCCUCUGCUGAAGAAGAAGUGACCGAUGCUUCGUGCUAGCAGAAUGGAGGAGUUUGUGACCGAGGAGGACGAGCCGUGGUACGACCAGAGAGACUUGGAGCAGGAUCUGCACUUGGCAGCAGAGCUGGGGAAGACCCUGCUGGAGCGCAAUAAGGAGCUGGAGGACUCGCUGCAGCAGAUGUACAUUAACAAUGAGGAGCAGGUGCAGGAGAUCGAGUACUUGUCCAAGCAGCUGGAGAUGCUACGGGAGAUGAAUGAACAGCAUGCAAAAGUGUACGAGCAGCUAGAUGUGACUGCACGUGAGCUGGAGAUAACCAAUGAGAAACUGGUGCUGGAGAGCAAGGGCUCACAACAGAAAAUAGACAGGUUGACAAGUACCAUGGAGAUGCUGCAGGGUCAGGUAGACACUCUCACCGCUCGUGUGGAGGAACUGCGCACACUUGAGGAACUACGGGUUCGCAGGGAGAAGAAAGAGAGACGAAAGACUGUGCACUCCUUCCCCUGCCUGAAAGAACUGUGCACCGCUCCAAGGUAUGAGGAUGGCUUCACGGUGUCUGACCCAGGCAGCGGCGACCUUCAGGAGCAGCCCUCAGCAGACGAGGAGAAUGAGCGGCUGCGUGCAAUGGUGGCAUCCCUCAGGGCAGCGGUGGCGGCCGAGAGGGGGCGUCGUGAGAACGCAGAGCGUGAGUGUGCUGCUGUGCUACAGGAGUUUGAGCGCCUGGAGCAGCGGCUGCUGGGAGCUGAGGGCUGCCAGCGGCGUGUCCAUGAGCUGGAGGCCGAGCUGCAAGAGAUGCAGCAGAUGCGCAGGUCACGUGCCCGCCUGCUGACCGGCGAGGACGGCCUAGAGCAGACGCUACUCAACAGUGCCCCAGAAACCGACACGCCUGAGGAUGCGUCCGCUUUAACACAGGAGGAUGGAGGCUCUGGAGAGCCGCCAGUGCGGAAGAGCUGCAGUGACACCGCUCUGGACGUCAUCUCGGCGGUGGACGCCACAGGGAGACGCAAGGGCAGUUACGCACUACAUGCCAAUGGCGUGCGGAAGCGUGGCAUGUCCAUCCUGCGUGAGGUGGAUGAGCAGUACCACGCACUGCUGGAGAAGUAUGAGGAGUUGCUUGGUAAGUGCCGACGCCAUGAGGAGAGCCUGCGGCACGCUGAGGUGCAGACGUCUCGGCCCGUGUCCAGGGAUCCGUCCAUGAAGGAGUGCCGGGCUGCUGAGUCCCGGGAGCCGCCACAGACACCACCAUCCACGCCCGAGGCCAUGGAGGGCAUCAGCAGGCAGGUAGAGGCUGUGGACAAGCGGCUGAGCCAGAACACCCCUGAAUACAAGGCCCUGUUCAAGGAGAUCUUCUCACGCCUGCAGAAGACCAAGACCGAUAUCAACUCCACCAAAGGGAGGAGGAGUGGAAAAUAACUGCAUUUUGCUUAGAGAAAUGUGCCACAGGACAUUUCUUCCAGUCUACCCCAGGGGUUCUCAACUUCAGCCCUGGGUACCCACUGCCUACCCACUGUUCCAUUUUCCCUACUCAACACAACUAAUCCAGCUCAUGAAGAGCUUGAUAGUUAUGACAAGCUUGAGCAGUUGGUUUGGGGUAAGGAAAACUUUAGACUGUCUGGGCUUAAGUGGGUCCCCAGGACUGAAGCUGAGAAGCACUUUUCUAUCAAACUUAGUUUUAAUUGCUUAAAGGCCAGAUUCAGAAAGGCAACUUCAUGCUAGCACACAGCUUCUAGAUAGAGUAGUAUAUUGGGUGUUACUUGCUAUGUUGGUGCACCUUAGAUCAGGAUGAGCACCAACAGAACAGGUCUUGUCUGGUUUGAGAUCUUUGGUUGUUCAUGUUUGUUUAAGAUAGUGGGAAGUUGCUUAGUUUACAGAUCAGGUUGUUAUAACUCACUACUGGUUUUACUGGAACUUCUCACUGGCAGGGUGUCUACAUUAAAAGAUGAAGCAGUUCACUGCUGAUCAUCCCCUUUCUGAGUACACAUGUACCACCUGCACCACUGUGUAUAACUGCAACCUCAAUUCUGUAAUCAGUUCUUUCCAAUAUUAAAAGACGCUUUGCAUAA
Colossoma macropomum (tambaqui) is the source of this 2415-nucleotide messenger RNA. It is a transcript of the gene cdr2l, whose product is annotated as cerebellar degeneration-related protein 2-like. Bases 380 to 1765 code for a protein of 461 amino acids. Lineage: Eukaryota; Metazoa; Chordata; Actinopteri; Characiformes; Serrasalmidae. The transcript has 6 exons. The record is from RefSeq and is a predicted model, not a curated record.